CCCAGCGGUCAAUCGUUUAUACAUAGCGAUAGUGAUUGGGAUGCAGGAUACCAGUUCAAUUAAAAUAGCCGACGACUGAUGCACUUCCUGGUUGGUUGCAAAAAGUGGGCAAGGAAAACUGGGCGAUUUCGGCUCUGGAAAUGUGCUAGAAAUCACUAUAAAUUUCUCAAUUGUAAGCAGGAUCUGGAUCGAUUCCUUCCAGCUUGAGCUGCCAGACCAGUUGGCCGAUCAGGUCGCGUCGAGUUGACGUUUUCCCCACAUUUUUCAGGCCGUCAACAUGGCUUCGAGAAGAUGGUUUCAUCCAAACCUCCUCGGGGUGGACGCAGAGAGGUUUUUAAUGGAGGGGGGUUUUGACGGCAGCUUCCUGUGUCGUCCCAGCAAGAGUAACCCAGGAGAUUUCACCUUGUCUGUCAGGCGUGCCGGGGAGGUGACCCAUAUUAAGAUCCAGAACACGGGAGACUACUUUGAUCUGUACGGAGGGGAGAAGUUUGCGACGCUAGCUGAACUGGUACAGCAUUACACUGAGGGACGCAACCAGCUGAAAGAGAAGAACGGUUUGGUGAUUGAACUCAAGUACCCGCUCAACUGUGCCGAUCCAACGAACGAAAGAUGGUUUCAUGGUCAUAUCACGGGCAAAGAAGCCGAAAAGGCACUCCUCGAGAAAGCAAAGAAUGGUAGUUACCUAGUGAGAGAGAGUCACAGUAAACCCGGCGAUUACGUCUUGUCGGUGCGCACGGAGGAUAAAGUCACCCACGUCAUGAUCAGAUGUCAGGACAGCAAAUACGAUGUUGGAGGCGGGGAGCAGUUCACCACACUCGCUGAUCUGGUGGAGCAUUACAAGAAGAAUCCUAUGGUAGAAACAUCCGGCUAUGUCGUCCAUCUCAAACAGCCUUUCAAUGCUACAAGGAUCGCAGCUUCAGGCAUCAGGAGUAGAGUAGAGGUGCUGGAGAAGGAGACUAGCUCAAGACAAAACUCCAGGAAGACGGCUUUCGAGGAAGAAUUUGAGGCAUUGCAACAACUUGAUGCCAAGCACUUAUUGAAACGACGCGGUGACGAGCCAGAAAACAAGGCCAAGAACAGAUACAGGAAUAUCUUACCAUUUGAGCAUUCCAGAGUGAUUCUGAAAGACGGGGAGACUGGUGACUACGUUAAUGCCAACUACAUCGAUCUAAAAGAUGCGGGCUUGAUUGCCAACAUGGCAGUGUUGGCGUUGGCAUGCCAACAGAACCAGCAAGCGUUCCAAGCUGGAGAAAACGUGGAGAAGAUGGACGGAAGUUGGGAGAAACAGAAGCGCUACAUCGCGACCCAAGGAUGCCUCAAAGACACCGUGAUCGACUUCUGGAGGAUGGUGUGGCAGGAGAACUCCAGGGUCAUCGUCAUGACAACCAAGGAGGUCGAAAGAGGGAAAAAUAAAUGUGUGCGAUAUUGGCCGGAUCCGGACCGGAAGUUAGAAAGAGGCAAGCUCAUCGUCACGUACAUCAGCGAACAACUGAAAGAAGACUAUGAUCUGAGAGAGUUUGCAAUCACGAACAAAGACCACUUGGAUGACACUAGACCAAUCUAUCACUUCCACUUCAAGAGUUGGCCUGAUCACGGCGUUCCGUCCGAACCUAGUCGGGUGCUGAGCUUCCUCCACGAUAUCAACAUGAAACAGGAUGAGAUUCCGGGUGCCGGACCUAUCGUUGUACACUGCAGUGCCGGCAUUGGACGGACGGGAACCUUCAUAGUCAUUGAUAUCAUCCUGAAUCUCAUUUAUCAACACGGUCUGGACUGUGAGAUCGACAUCUUCAACACGAUCCGGCUAGUCAGAGGUCAAAGGUCAGGGCUGGUCCAAACCGAGGCUCAGUACAAGUUUGUAUACCAGGCGGUACAGCAGUACAUCGAAACCAUGACAACAAGAGUCCAAGCGGAACAUAAUACGCUCAAGACGGGAAGGGAAUACAUCAACACAAAGAAGGCUCAUUACGAGCUACAGACCCCCUCCCACGGCGUGCCGAUACACACUGCGCCAAUUCACACGCCCCCACCCCCACUAGAUAGGGCCAUGCAAGAACAGAAACUCUACGAGAAUGUCGGGCCAAUGAGGUCACCCCCAGUUGUAAACCAGAAGCAGUUCAGCCAUCCGCCUGUCCCCAAAAAGUAGUUCCCAGAGGCGAACCACUGUCCACGGUAAUGUGACGUAUUACUCCACCAAUCACAUCUUACCAAAUCGAGACUCAAUCAGUAAUUUGGAUUAUACAUCUCCAAGAGUAUCGCUGCAAAACUUUUUAAAGUUUUUUUUUUUUCGUCCGCAAUCUACAGGAAUGAUAUUGUCAAUUUAAAACAAAAAGGCUGAAAAUUGGAUGAAAAGUCUGAAAGAUCUUUUUUCAGAUUC
Messenger RNA from Patiria miniata (bat star), 2374 nucleotides. Its product is annotated as tyrosine-protein phosphatase non-receptor type 11-like. The record is from RefSeq and is a predicted model, not a curated record. Lineage: Eukaryota; Metazoa; Echinodermata; Asteroidea; Valvatida; Asterinidae. Gene Ontology annotation, biological process: protein dephosphorylation. The transcript is spliced from 16 exons. The coding region runs from base 278 to 2143 and encodes 621 amino acids. Gene Ontology annotation, molecular function: protein tyrosine phosphatase activity.